UGAUGCUCCUCCUUCAGUAAGACUCCUGCGAUCUUCACAUUCACACACCAAUUCAGAAACACACACACACACACAGAAAAACUGUCAGCAGCUUCUAUUAGGCUUACCAUGACAGUAUUGUCUCACCUCUGAUUCAAAAAGGAGGCAAGGACUCAAACGCACCACUCACAGCAGGCACAGACAUACGGGAAACUGCCACUGUGUCACAUACUGAUAAGUCACUACAGAAAAACUGCUGAUCUGGGACCAGUUGGAAGGACAAAAUGGGUGUGUGGACAGCCCUGAUUCUGGCCUCGCAGCUGCUUUUAAAACUGUGCUUACACGUGGAAGCCCAGGCUUUGGUCUAUGAUCUGCUCACCUCGCCUGAUUGCCUGCCAGACCUGCUGCAGGGGGGUCUGGCUGAGCAAGGGGUGAACGAGGCUUUCAUCCUAACGUCCUUCAAGUUGCAGCCCAAGACCGGAACCACUGUGUUUGGCCUGUUCAACCCCAGGGACAACAGCAAGUACUUUGAGUUCACUGUGAUGGGGAAGCUCAAUAGAGCUGUGUUACGCUACCUGCGGAGUGACAGGAGGAUGAGCUCAGUAACCUUCAACAACCUGGUGCUGGCAGAUGGCCAACAACACAGACUGUUGUUCCACCUGAAGGGGAUGCAGCAACAGGGGCCAGGCGGGGUGGAGCUGCAUCUGGACUGCAGGCUGGUGGAGACGGUCAGGGAUCUCCCUGCUGCCUUCCAGGGUUUGCCAGCAGGCUAUGGUAUGGUGGAGCUAAAGACCAUGCAAGCCAGAGAGCAGGAGAGUUUAGACGAGCUCAAGCUGGUGGUUGGGGACUCAUUUGAGAAUGUUGCUUCAUUACAAGACUGCUAUUUACAACAAAGAGACUCCGUCCAAACUCUGGGGGUCAACACGAAGCAGCUGUCCAAUCAAAUGCUGGAGUUAACGAAGGUGAUAAAUGAGCUGAAAGAUGUCCUCAUUCAGCAGGUCAAAGAGACCUCAUUUCUCAGAAACACCAUCUCAGAGUGUCAGGCCUGUGGUCUGGGAGGUACUGAGGUGGUGAAACAAAGGUGUGCCCCAGGUGUCUGUUUCCGUAACGAUAUGUGUAUAGAGACAGCGGAUGGUGUCGAGUGUGGACCGUGUCCUGAUGGGUACACUGGUGACGGUUUCAACUGUGAUGAUGUGGAUGAGUGCCAGUUUAACCCCUGCUUCCCUGGAGUGAAGUGCGUGAACACUGCCCCGGGCUACCGCUGUGACGCCUGUCCGCUGGGCUUCACCGGCCUGGCAGUGGAGGGUGUGGGCGUUUUGUUCGCCCAGACCAACAAGCAGGUCUGUGACGACAUCGACGAAUGCAAAAGACCGGACAACGGAGGCUGCACUGCAAACUCAAUGUGCCACAACUCUGUGGGCUCUUACCACUGCGGCAGCUGUAAGUCAGGUUUCACAGGAGAUCAGGUGAAGGGCUGUAAACCAGAGCUCAGCUGCGGCAACAGCCUGACCAACCCAUGUGAUAUCAACGCUCUGUGUACUGUAGAGAGGGACGGGUCAGUGUCUUGUCAGUGUGGAAUUGGCUGGGCCGGUAACGGAUACCUGUGUGGGAAGGACACCGACAUUGAUGGAUACCCAGAUGAGAAGCUCAAAUGCAAAGACAUAAACUGUAAAAAGGAUAACUGCGUCUACGUUCCUAACUCUGGUCAAGAGGAUGCCGACAGGGACGGUCAAGGAGACACCUGUGAUGAUGAUGCAGAUGGAGAUGGUAUACCAAACGGGCAGGACAACUGCUGGUUAAAGCCCAAUGUGGACCAGAGGAACAGCGAUAAGGACAGCCAUGGGGAUGCCUGUGACAACUGUCGCAUGGUGGAGAACCCUGACCAGAGGGAUACUGACAACGAUGGCAAAGGGGAUGCCUGUGAUGACGACAUGGAUGGAGAUGGACUGACGAACUUUCUGGACAACUGUCAGCGUGUCAAGAACAGAGACCAGCUGGACCGGGACGGAGACGGAGUGGGAGAUGCCUGCGACAGCUGCCCCGACAUCCCCAACCCAAACCAGUCUGAUGUUGACAAUGACCUGGUUGGAGACUCUUGUGACACAAACCAAGACAGUGAUGGCGAUGGUCACCAGGAUACCAAGGAUAAUUGCCCACUCGUGAUCAAUAGUUCACAGUUGGACACCGACAAAGACGGGCUGGGUGACGAGUGUGACGAUGACGACGACAACGAUGGGAUCCCUGACAUUUUGCCACCGGGACCAGACAACUGCCGGCUGGUACCAAACCCUGACCAGAUCGACGACAAUAAUGAUGGAGUUGGAGACAUGUGUGAGUCUGACUUCGACCAGGACAAAGUGAUUGACAGGAUUGACAACUGUCCUGAGAAUGCAGAGGUUACCUUGACUGACUUCAGGGCCUAUCAGACGGUGGUGUUGGACCCUGAGGGUGACGCCCAGAUUGACCCCAACUGGGUUGUUUUGAACCAGGGAAUGGAAAUUGUCCAGACCAUGAAUAGUGACCCAGGACUUGCUGUUGGUUACACUGCUUUCAGUGGAGUGGACUUUGAGGGCACAUUUCAUGUAAAUACAGUGACUGACGACGACUACGCCGGCUUCAUCUUUGGCUACCAGGACUCAUCCUCCUUCUACGUGGUGAUGUGGAAGCAGACUGAACAGACCUACUGGCAGGCGACACCCUUCAGAGCCGUGGCCGAGCCCGGCAUCCAGCUUAAGGCUGUGAAGUCUAGAUCAGGCCCUGGGGAGCACUUGAGAAACUCACUGUGGCACACAGGAGACACCAACGACCAGGUUCGUCUGCUGUGGAAGGACCCAAGGAACGUAGGCUGGAAGGACAAGGUGUCCUACCGCUGGUACCUGCAGCACCGCCCACAGGUUGGAUACAUCAGGGCACGGUUUUAUGAGGGAACUGAGCUGGUGGCAGACUCUGGUGUGACUAUUGACACAACCAUGAGAGGAGGAAGACUUGGUGUGUUCUGUUUCUCUCAAGAAAACAUCAUCUGGUCCAAUUUGAAAUACCGCUGCAAUGACACCAUCCCAGAGGAUUUCCAGGAGUUCAGCACUCAGCACGGCGUUGACUCACUUUAAAGUCGAGAAAAAAAUAUGACACCAGAUCCCUAAAGAAUGCUUCUGUGUGUGGGUGAUUAAGUGUGUGUGUGUGUGUGUGUGUGUGUGUGUGUGUGUGUGUGUGUGUGUGUGUGUGUGUGUGUUUGUGUGUUUGUCUGUCCAUCUGUGUAUUGAUAUGUACAGUUUCUGUGCAUAUGGCCACACGAUUCGUACUGUAUGUGCAUAUUAUCAUGUCUGUUUCCUUUUUCCAGUUGUGUCUUCCUGUUUAAUCAUCUCUUAAAGACUGAUUAUGCUAAAUACUGUAAGUUAUAAUGAUUUUUACCAAACAUGAUGCAACAUGACAUGACAUAAGAAGAAACAGAACAUAUAACAUAAGAUAACAUAAGACAACAUACGGCUAAUAAUGGACAUCCUAAUAUUCAGUGAUUUUCUGUGCCAUCAUUGCAUAUAGUUUUAGCACAAGAGGCCCCAGCGGCCCCCAGUUUCCCAUACACAGUAGACAUUUUCAAAAUAAAAGUAGUUACUCAGUAGUUACUGAGAAGAUUUUAUGUAGCAUAUAUGUAGUAUUAUAAACAUGUUCAAACAACUGGAAGGAAAGUUAUCACCACCAGAACCUGCUUUGGAUCAGCCUCAGACUGAUGUUUCCUAUAUUUUGAUCAUAAACUGGUUGUAUUUGUUCAACUAUCAACAUGGUAUUUUUACUCCUUUUGUGGAGAGGAUGAACAGACCAAGUUUUGUAUGACUCAAAUUUCAGACUGUGCCUUGUCUCACUUACUGUAGACGAUUAACUUAAAGCUCAGUGUAACCUUGUUUUCUCUUUCCAUCAUUUGGUCCUUAAGAUCUUGAUAAUUUCAUAUCUAUGUAGUCAUGAACCUGGUCAAAAUAAAGGGCUUUAAAAUAUA
Molecule: messenger RNA, 3967 nt
Organism: Siniperca chuatsi (mandarin fish)
Lineage: Eukaryota; Metazoa; Chordata; Actinopteri; Centrarchiformes; Sinipercidae
Gene: thbs4b
Product: thrombospondin 4b
Exons: 22
Coding region: 264-3086 (940 amino acids)
Biological process (GO): cell adhesion
Cellular component (GO): extracellular region
Molecular function (GO): calcium ion binding
Source: RefSeq, a predicted model, not a curated record